UUCUCUCCUCUAAGAGCUUACAGAAGCCCAUCCAAGGAGUCUUGCAUUCUCUCGCAAAACCAAGGGACUUAGAUCGCCAUGGAAGGCAAGGUUUUACUUUUAAGCAUAUUGCUACUAGCAUCAAGCCUAGGUAAAGGCCUAGGAGGCGGAGCUCAAGGUGGAUAUGGAGGAGCUGGAGGCCAAGGAAGCUACGGAAGUGGAGCCGGUGGAAAUCGUGGAGGAGCAGGUGCCGGUGGUUAUGGAGGAGGAGCUGGAGGCGCAGGAGCCGGCGGAGCUGGUAAAAUUGGAUUAGGAGGAUUUGGCGGUGGAGCUGGAGCAGGAGGAAUUGGAGGUGGCGGCUAUGGAGGUGGAGCCGGAGCCGGCGGAUACGGAGGCGGAGCUGGAGGCUCUAGAGGCUCUGGCGCUGGUGGCUACGGAAACGGAGCUGCAGGUGCCGGUGGUGCAGGAGCUGGUGGCUACGGAAACGGAGCUGCAGGUGCCGGUGGUGCAGGAGCUGGUGGCUACGGAGGAGGAGCUGGAGGUGCAGGAGCUGGUGGCUACGGAGGUGGAGCUGGAGGAGCUGGUAAAACUGGAUUAGGAGGAUACGGAGGAGGAGCUGGAGCUGGUGGAAUUGGAGGUGGCGGCUAUGGAGGUGCAGCUGGCGGAGCCGGUGGUGCCGGAGCUGGUGGAUAUGGCGGUGCAGCUGGAGGUGCCGGCGCUGGUGGAUACGGAGGUGGAGCUGGAGGUGCUGGAGCUGGAGGAUAUGGAAGUGGAGCCGGAGGUGCCGGAGCUGGUGGAUACGGAGGUGGAGCCGGAGGAGCUGGAGCAGGAGGAUAUGGAGGAGGAGCCGGAAGUGCAGGAGGAUACGGAGACAGCGGAGAACAGGUUAGACAAGGCGUACAAUCCGGUUUUGGUGGCAAUGCCGGAUUUGGUGCAGGUAAAGCUGGAGGUGAUGGUUCUGCUUUUACAGCAAUUGGUGGUGGCUAUAACAACCAAAAUGCUAUUGGAGGGGGAUAUGGCAGUGCACAAGGAGGAUUUGGUGGUUUACGAGGGGAUACAGGAAUAAGGGGAAGUUCCGGUGGCUUCGCUGGUGUUGGUCAAGGAAACUACAAAGGGGAAGAUGGUGGCUACGACAAUGGUAUUAACUACCCUCCUCAACCUUAUCAAUUCGACUACAAUAUUCAAGAUGAAGAAGGUAACACCAACUACAGACAAGAACAAGGAGAUGAAAACGGAAACGUUCGAGGAACAUACGGAUACACUGACGUUGAUGGAGUAUAUAGAGUUGUUGAAUACGAAGCCGACUCCAAUGGAUUCCGAGCUAAUAUCAGAACCAAUGAACCAGGAGUUGGCAAGGACAAUCCCGCUGAUGUCAUCAUGACUGUUGAAGAACCACCAGCAGCUGUUGUAGCCAGAUACGCUAACAAUAAUGGACAGAAAGGAUCCGCUGGAGGACUAGGGGGAUAUGGAGGUGGAGCCGGAGGAUAUGGUGGUGCAGCCGGAGGACAAGGAGGUGCUGCAGGAUAUGGUGGUGCAGCUGGAGGACAAGGAGGAUCUGGAGGAUAUGGUGGUGCAGCUGGUGGACAGGGAGGAUCUGGAGGAUAUGGUGGUGCAGCUGGUGGACAAGGAGGAUCUGGAGGAUAUGGUGGUGCAGCUGGCGGCCAAGGAGGGGCUGGUGGUGCUGGAGGUAGACAGGGAGGAUAUGGAGGAGCAGCUGGUGGACGAGGAGGAGCUGGAGGAUAUGGUGGAGCAGCUGGAGGUCAAGGAGGAGCUGGAGGACAAGGAGGAGCUGCGGGAUAUGGUGGUGCCACUGGUGGACAGGUAGGAGCUGGAGGAUAUGGUGGUGCUGCUGGUGGACAGGGAGGAGCUGGUGGAAGAGGUGGAGCUGGAGGAUAUGGUGGUGGAGCCGGUAAACAAGGAGGUGGUGCUGGAGGUUUUGGCGGACAAGGUGGAGCUGGAGCCGGAGGAUAUGGCGGACAAGGUGGAGCUGGAGCUGGAGGUUAUGGUGCAGGAGCUGGUAAACAAGGAGGUGGUGCUGGAGGUUUUGGCGGACAAGGUGGUUCUGGAGGAUAUGGUGGACAAGGAGGAGCUGGAGCUGGAGCUGGAGGUUAUGGUGGAGGAGCUGGUAAACAAGGUGGAGCUGGAGCUGUUGGAUUUGGACAAGGAGGUGCUGGAGGAUAUGGUGGACAAGGAGGAGCUGGAGCUGGAGGAUAUGGGGGAGGAGCUGGUAAACAAGGUGGAGCUGGAGCUGGUGGAUUUGGUGGACAAGGUGGUGCUGGAGGAUUUGGUGGACAAGGUGGUGUUGGAGGAUAUGGUGGGCAAGGAGGAGCUGGAGCUGGAGGUUAUGGCGGAGGAGCUGGUAAACAAGGUGGAGCUGGAGCUGGUGGAUUUGGUGGACAAGGUGGAGUUGGUGGAUAUGGAGCUGGAGGCGCAGGUGGACGUGGCGCUCAAGGAGCAGCAGGUGGUUAUGGAGGGCAAGGCAGUGCUGGCGGCUAUGGCGGAGUUGGUGGACAAGGAGGAGCUGGUAAAGCUGGAAAAGGAGGUCUCGGUGGUGGAAAUGGAGCUGGAGGAUAUGGCGGUGGACAAGGAGGACAAGGAGGCAUAGGAGGUGGUGCAGGCUAUGGGGGACAAGGAGGAUUUGGUGCAGGAGGUGCAGGAGGACAAGGUGGAUACGGAGGAUCCCAAGGAAACCAGAAGGGUACCAAAUACUAAAUAUGUUUGAAAUAUAAAGAACUGCUUAUAAAAUAUUUAUAAAGAUUCUAGCUUUACAAGAAUCGCUGUCGGGACACAGUGUCAGUCCUGAACGGCGACUUGCCGAUAUCAUCUCAUUUGAAAUCAUAGGUGAAAUAUAAUUUCAUCUUACAUGUUAUUAACGCGGGUGCUCAUUUGAAUGAACUUUUUUUUUUUGUAGCUUGUGUGUUGCAAAUGAUAUGGCGCGCGUAUUUCUCUUGGGGCAUAAUUACUUGGCGGAAGAAACCCUUCCGCCAAAUAGGUCAUCUUUGUUCAUCUUGUACACUUGCCAACAUAUGUAAUCCAUUGUGAAAAUGAGCGUUUUGUCUCAUAAAUAAGAUGAACUGUCGGGUUUCUUACUAUUUCUGUCAAAAGUCUACUUUUUUUGUUUGA
Molecule: messenger RNA, 3102 nt
Organism: Argiope bruennichi
Lineage: Eukaryota; Metazoa; Arthropoda; Arachnida; Araneae; Araneidae
Exons: 3
Coding region: 79-2691 (870 amino acids)
Source: RefSeq, a predicted model, not a curated record